AUGGAAACGCAAUUCAAUUGGUUCCAACCCAUGGCCAACGAGCCUCUACCUCAAAGACCCGAUCUAGCGCCCCCGCCUGUGUCAUUUGGCUUCAACUCAACCACUACAUCGCCCAAGGCGUCGGACAAUAGGGGUAUUUCAGGCAAUUCGUCUACUGGCAAUCUAUCCCUAUUGCUGGACGAACACCAGGGGAUUUCUCUUUCGCUCACAGCGAAAGAUUUGACGCUUCAAGAGCUGAAGACUUAUAUGAGAUGGUAUCUGGAUAUCUUAGCAAGGACGAACCUGCGGACGAUUACCCUCAACGAUGUGUAUCAGUUUCUCAGCAAUUUCAAGAUUAGUCAUGCAAUCAAAGAGGCCAUCAAUCGUAUAUUCUACAAAAUCACACAUCUGAUCAACAUUGGGGAGUUCUUUGCCCUUCUUCGUGUCAUCUCCCAUUCGCUACAGGGACAAAGCCCGUCCAGAGCAUUGAUUAGAGUUCAGACUGCUGUUCCAGUUCCUCCGUCUAUUCUAUGGAAGAAACGUCAGAAGGACGACAAUGACUCCGAAGAUGACGUGCCGGUACAACAUGAACCUCAGGUCCAGGAAUCUAAUGAUCCAUUGGAUAUUGAUCUGUUCACCCAAUUCAUGCUAACAGGUCAGAGACCAGGCGACAAACCACAAAAGAAGAAGAGACUGAAGAAGCUCAAGACUGUAAAGUUCUCCGAUGAAGUGGAGACUAACUAUACAGAGGAGUAUGUUCCCUCGCCAGCACCCCAGAAUCCUGGAGAACUUGACUACUCACUAUCUAUGGAUCAACUAUUGUCUCGCAUGAACUCGAACAAAUCUUCCAACAACCUCGCGGUUCCGGAAACAAGCAAUAGGCCACUUUCAUCGCCAGACCCCGAAGAGAAACAAAUUCUUCAAGAUAUGGAGCCACAAAUGAAUCAUUUCCAGAAUCUACAUUCCGUUGAUACUAUCCUGGUUGAUGGUGUGCCCUCCAACAUCCAUUUACAGGCAAAUUCAGACUUCUGUCUGCCACGAAACAUGCUGCCGCAACCGCCCCUACUUAAACCGAAUAUGACCGGACCUGCCCAGAUGGCACAAAUGGGAUUCUACAAUGGAGUCAAACUUGGUGACGCAGACUACAAGUACAAUGACCCUACCCUUGAGGGGGCGCAAAGAAUGGCCCGAUUAUUUGCUCCUGAUCAGGAUCAGACUCCGAAAGUGUCUCUCGAAUCAUUCACAUCUCAGAUGACAGGAAAUCAACCCCAAAAUAUGAAUUCUCCAACUGUAACAAGGAUGCGUUCCAUGUCUCAACCAAGUCCAAUGCAUUUCAGUCCUCCUGCAAGUGAGCAUACGGGCAGAUUUUUAUCGCCAGACCCAAUUAGCACCGGUGCUCGUACUGGUGAAUUUAGAUCAGCCUCCCUGUCUCCAGCCCCUCCAGUUCCUCCGAGAGCUUCCCCAAGUUUGCAAGGCAGGCCUGUUCCUCCACCUCCCAGAUCAAGAAAAACUUCUCUUUCUACGCUUCAGCAAGUUCCACCUCCACUACCUGCCAAGAUUCCUAACGAUGAAUUCUAUCAAAACUCAGAAAACUCAAGUACAACCAAUAUUUUAGAUGACUUGAAAGCUUUACAAGAAGAAGUCGAUAAAAUUCGUGAUCUAACAGGAGGCUUUUAA
Molecule: messenger RNA, 1656 nt
Organism: Australozyma saopauloensis
Lineage: Eukaryota; Fungi; Ascomycota; Pichiomycetes; Serinales; Metschnikowiaceae
Exons: 1
Coding region: 1-1656 (551 amino acids)
Source: RefSeq, a predicted model, not a curated record